Elaeis guineensis (African oil palm) is the source of this 3581-nucleotide messenger RNA. Lineage: Eukaryota; Viridiplantae; Streptophyta; Magnoliopsida; Arecales; Arecaceae. The record is from RefSeq and is a predicted model, not a curated record.
CAAGGCCAAAAAGGAACGGGCAUCGUUGAUACCGAGAGGUGGGGAAGAGUAGGAGAGGAAUAAAGGGUCACCACGGUGGAAGAACACCAAGUUUUUCUUUCGUUUUUUUUUUUUUUUCUUUUUUUUGCUUUCCUCCUCCACUGCUUUAAUGGUGAUGCUGGAUUGGAAAAAGCAAAAGGAAAAGGAAAAGGGGUACAGAAAGGAAAAGGGAAGCGCUUACGCCGUGGGAUGGGAUCUGGUGGUGGUAAGUGACAACAGUGGUGAUGGUGGGAAAAUGAGGGAGGGGUGGGGGGCCCGAUCUUACUGUCGCCUUGUGACCGCCUCUUCUUACGUUUCCGUUCAUUUCCAGCUCCACAUCCUUUGGCCUCUUCCUCCAUCUCAGCCCGCCCGUGACUACUGUGAGAGAGCAGCGGAGAAGAAGAUGAUGGAUCAUUAAAUCCCUUAACUCAACACGGCCUAUCGCUUAGGGUUUCACAUUUCGAAGUCCAGAAGAAUACUCUUCUUUCUUUCUAUCUUUCCUUCUCUCUUUGAUUCGCGAGUCCCCCUCCUGAAACCAUCCAGCUUGCUGUUCUGGGGUUGCCUAAGCCGGCUUUGUUCUCUAUUUCUCGAGGAAACCUACUAACACAGAGAGAAGGGAGUUUGUGGUUUUAUUUGAACCACGAAGCUCAUUACUCCGCGGCGGCGAGAAAGGACAAAGAGAAGGAGAAGAUCGUCCAUGACAAUGGGUCAUCGAGAAAACCCUAGCUUCCCUCUCUCUGCUGCGAUUCUGUCGUUGGUGCUUGUAAUCUUGAUCCCGUGCAUGGGGAGCCAGCUGCAAUCCUCUCAAGCAUGGUCCCUCCUGCGAAUCCAGCGUCUCCUCAACUACCCACCGGCUUUGAGUGGGUGGAAUACCUCGAUGGACUUGUGCUACGCCGAGCCGAAUCCAUCAGUCACCGUCGUCUGCUACGAGGACAGCAUCACCCAGCUCCAUAUCACGGGCGGCAACGACAGCUUCCUGGCCCCGCCUCUCUCACGCAGCUUCUCCAUCGAUUCCCUAUUCACCACCCUCACUCGCCUCCCCAACCUCAAGGUUCUCUCCCUCACAUCCCUCGGCUUGUGGGGUCCCUUUCCCCCCAAGAUUGCCCGCCUCUCUUAUCUCGAGAUCGUCAACUUGAGCUCCAAUUUCCUGUACGGAGCCAUCCCCGAGCGGAUCUCCGACCUGAGGAACCUCCAGACGCUGAUACUCGAUCGCAACAUGUUCAGCGGCCGCAUCCCCGAUUCCUUGGGCGCACUGUCUCUACUGGCCGUGCUCAGCGCCAGGAACAACUCCCUCAGCGGGCCUCUUCCCGAUUCCCUCGCCUCCCUGGAGUCGCUGCGAGUGCUUGCCCUCUCCUCCAACAGCCUUUCCGGCCAAGUGCCCGACCUCCGUGGUCUCGCCAACCUUCAAGUGCUCGAUCUGGAGAGCAACUACCUCGGGCCGCAGUUCCCGAGGGUGGCGAGGAAGGUGGUGACUCUUGUCUUGAGGAAAAACAGGUUCACCGGCGGCCUCUCCGCCGACGUAAUUAGCUCUUGCUAUCUACUCCAGCGGCUGGACAUCUCUUCCAACAGAUUCGUGGGGCCGUUUCCACCGUCGCUGCUGUCCCUGCCUUCCCUUCGCUAUCUAGACGUUGCUGGGAAUAGAUUUACUGGAAAGCUUUUCUCCAAUAUGUCGUGCAAUGACGAGCUCGAGUUUGUCGAUCUGUCCUCGAAUCUUCUGUCUGGGAACUUGCCGACGUGUCUGGUGUCCAACUCCAAUCCCAGGGUGGUCCUGUACUCGUCCAAUUGCCUGGCGGCGCAAGAUCGGACUCAGCACCCGCUCUCCGUUUGCCAGACUCAGGCUUUGGCUGUGGGAAUAUUGCCGCGCAAGCAGAGCAAAGCAUCGGCUUCUAAGGCACUUGUCGUGAUCGGUAUAGUUGGAGCGGUUGCGGGAGGCGCACUGCUUCUUGGUUUCCUCAUCUUUUUCGCUCUUAGAAGAGCGAGUCUCAAGAAAGCAAUGAAAAGACCCCCAAGAAGAUUAAUAGAGCAUGCUUCGAGUGGGUACCCUUCCAAGUUGCUGGCUGAUGCAAGGUACAUAUCGCAAGCAAUGAAGCUCGGAGCACUUGGAAUUCCAUCAUAUCGGUCAUUCUCUUUGGAAGAGCUUGUAGCUGCUACAAAUAACUUUGAAACAUCAAGUUUCAUGGGAGAAGGUUCUCAGGGUCAGAUGUACAGAGGAAGAUUAAAUGAUGGAUCCCUGGUGGCAAUAAGAUGCUUAAAACUUAAAAAAAGCCCCACCUCUCAGAAUCUCAACCGUCACAUUGAACUGAUUUCAAAGCUGAGACAUCGCCAUCUAGUCAGUGCUCUUGGACACUGCUUUGAGUAUUACCUUGAUGACUCCACUGUCAGCAGAUUAUUUCUUGUUUUUGAAUACAUAUCUAAUGGAACACUAAGAAGCAAUAUCUCAGAGGGAGUUGCAGGGCAAAGGCUUACAUGGAUACAGAGGAUAUCAGCUGCCAUUGGCGUGGCAAAGGGUAUCCAGUUCCUGCAAGCGGGCAUCAUUCCUGGUUUGUUUGCAAAUGAUCUGAAAAUCACAAAAGUACUUUUAGAUCAGAACCUUGUUGCAAAAAUCAGCAGUUAUAAUCUCCCAGUAUUAGCAGAGAAUAUGAAAGCUGAGGUACUAACUGGAGGUUCUUCAAGUGUGUCCAAGGAGCCAAAUGAAUGGCCUAAGCAUGCAGAUAAAAUCGACAUCUAUGACUUUGGGUUCAUCUUACUUGAAGUUGUAUCUGGAAGGCCAAUCACAUCUCAAAAAGAAGUGGAAAUAAUGAAGGAUCAGUUGCAAGCAAGCAUAGCAGCUGAUGGGGCUGGUAGGUGGAGGAGCAUUGUGGAUCCGGUCAUAAGUAGGGCAUGCUGUGAUGAAUCCUUGAAGACAGUUGUCGAGAUUUGUUUACGAUGUCUUUCCAAGGAGCCAUCACAGAGACCUUCAGUUGAGGAUGUACUCUGGAACUUACAGUUUGCUGCUCAGGUCCAAGAUGCAUGGAAGGGAGAUUCUCAAAGCAGUGAAGAAUCACCAUUAUCUCCUUCUCAUCCUCCCAGCUCACCGCUCAUGCUCAAUUAGCAGCAGCACAACUCACAGCAUGACUGUCACACAUUUUGCCCAUACAUCAAGCAGCUUAGUGCUGGAGGGCAACCAUUGUCUUUGCAUCAUUUUCUCAGCACAAUUUACUGCUAGUAGCUGCAUUUAUUCUCAGGAGAUGGAAGGGCGUGGAACAAGCAAAGACAACCAUUUAAUUCCUUUUCAUCAACACUGGCUGGCUUUGUGGAAGUGAUCUUUGACCAAUGUGGGAAGAAGCCUUCUGUAAUCUUCCUGAUGCCGGGAGCUGAACUUUUUUUGAAAGUUUGUAGCACCAAGACCCUGCAAGACAGAUUUCUGAUAGUGUAAAUUUAGUUUAAUAUUUUGUUUCUAUGUGAACAUCGACUCUUGGCAAGCGAGGAUAUUUUUAUACAAGUAGUUUUAAGAGAGAGCUGGAGGAGGCACUGAUGGAUUGUUACCAACGGUAAUCAUAUAAAAUCUCUCCCAUCCAUUGGAU